Triplophysa rosa is the source of this 1288-nucleotide messenger RNA. It is a transcript of the gene slbp, whose product is annotated as stem-loop binding protein. The transcript has 8 exons. Gene Ontology annotation, molecular function: mRNA binding; histone pre-mRNA stem-loop binding. Gene Ontology annotation, cellular component: cytoplasm; histone pre-mRNA 3'end processing complex. The record is from RefSeq and is a predicted model, not a curated record. Gene Ontology annotation, biological process: mRNA transport; mRNA 3'-end processing by stem-loop binding and cleavage. The coding region runs from base 75 to 887 and encodes 270 amino acids. NCBI's taxonomy places the organism in Eukaryota, Metazoa, Chordata, Actinopteri, Cypriniformes, Nemacheilidae.
GUGGGACAUUGGCGCGGUUUAAUACAAACCCGAGAGUUUGUUGGUAGUGCGGUGUUGAAUUUUCCACUUGAGCAAUGUCGACACAUCAAAAAUACACAAGUGAAAAUGAUGCCAAACACGACGAGAACAGGAACAAAGGCCCCUCAAGAUGGUCCAGCUGUAGGAAACGCGGUGCAGAUGGUAGUCUGAGAAGAUCUCACCCUAAUGAAGAGGAGAACAAAGAUCAGAGAUGUUCACAGAGACCAGAAAGUUUCACAACCCCAGAGAGUGAAGGGCCUGUGUCCAGAGUAAAAAACUGGGGUGAUGAGGUGGAGGCUGAGGAAAUGCGCUCAAAUGUCCACCGUGACAUGCAUCGAUAUAGAAGAAGAAUUCUUGCAUCAGAUUUUCCCCAAAGAGACAGGAAAAUCUCAUCUGGAAGUUCAGACUCCAGAGAUUCCAAAGACUCUCCUGCUAAAGGUGACAUAGAAACAGAUGAGACGACGCUCCUGAGAAGACAGAAACAGAUCAUCUAUGGGAAAAACACUCUCGCCUAUGACAGAUACAUCAAAGAAGUUCCCAAGCAUAUGAGAGAGUCAGGUGUUCAUCCAAGGACUCCAAACAAGUUCAAAAAAUACAGCCGACGUUCCUGGGAUCAGCAGAUUAAACUCUGGCGGGUCAGUCUGCACGCUUGGGAUCCCCCUGCAGAAGAGGGAAGUGAACUACAGCAGAUAGAGGAAAUUGAUCUUGGUGAAAUUAUGGAUUUUGACUUUGAUGUGGAGUGUUCAGCAGAUACAGAGACUGCAUCCCACUAUCCAGUAUCCAAUGGAGCGUCAUUGUCUUUGCAAGAGGAUUCGUUCACAGGCACUCCUAAAAAGAUGAUGAAAACUGAGGAUGCUGAAAUGGCAUGAGCACACCGACAUCUCCAGGCUCUAUUAGAAAGCUGUUUUAUUCCACUGUUUGUCUCACCGUUUGUUUGAUUAUUAUUGUGAAAUAACGGAAACAGGUUUUGGCGUGUCUGUAAUGAGGCAGGGUUUUGCCAUGAUCACAGAAUUCAACAUGUUCUUUAAACCCACACUUUUUAGGCCUUUGCAAAAGAAAAUGUAAAUGUAUAUUUUGGACUUUAAUUUGUAUGAUGCUAAUCUAUUUGACGGUUGGUGAUAUUCUUUUGUAUUUAUCAGUUUAUUUGUUCACUUCAAAUUUCUGCUGUUAUAAGUUGUUUGUGGUUUUAAGUGCAUUUUUUUAAUUUGCCUUUUGAUCAUUGUUCAUUUGUAUUUUAUGCUAACUAUUUUGAAUAAAAAUGAAACUAUAA